AUGGAUCUACUGGCUUUCGAGCAAAAACUUGAUGCUACAAUAACACGCAAGAAACUUGAUAUUCAGGAAGCUCUCAAAAGGCCUCAAAAAGUGAAGAAAAGAUUGCGUAUUUACAUUUCACACACAUUCAUAGCUGGAAAGGAACCAGAAAAGGAAGGAGAUGAGGGCACUGUUCCGAUGUGGGAGCUGCGCGUUGAAGGCCGACUGAUCGAAGAUCAGGCCAACGGAUCUACUGCCGCCUCCGGUCAUUCAACGCCAGCACCUCCUACGCGUCCUUUGCCCAAACGGAAGUUCAGCUCUUUCUUCAAAAGCCUAGUAUGUUUACGAAUUGUUGUUGUCUUAUGCUUAGUGUGCAAAAGCACUGAUUGUGAAUGA
This is a messenger RNA of Cooperia oncophora, 375 nucleotides long. The record is from the annotation of a GenBank genome assembly. Lineage: Eukaryota; Metazoa; Nematoda; Chromadorea; Rhabditida; Trichostrongylidae.